Periconia digitata is the source of this 1278-nucleotide messenger RNA. The record is from the annotation of a GenBank genome assembly. NCBI's taxonomy places the organism in Eukaryota, Fungi, Ascomycota, Dothideomycetes, Pleosporales, Periconiaceae.
CGUCUUUCUCGAAUUUACAACAUGUCGUCACCACCACGGACACCGACCCAACAACCAACUUCGUCGCACCGCCGUCAUCCCUCAAGUCUGGACAUGUCCCUAAUCAGCAACUCAAGACGACAAUCAUUGACUCGUAGAUCCUCAGGAUAUUCGCCAAUGACGCCUCGGUCGUCACAAGAGUUCGAACGCGGAAGCCCGGCACAACGUGGGGCAGAUGGAGGACUAGGAAAUUUGGCAGAUGAGCUUGGCGAUGUAUGGGACGAAGACGAUGAGAUGGCAGAUGGAGAGUUUGGUGACGAGCUAGACGGUUCGGACAACGAAGACAACAUCGGUGUCGCUUUGGAGCAUGAUGGGUCGGCGGGGGCAGAUGCAGUCGCAAACGCAGAUCACGUUCGAGACAGUGGUGCCGCCGUUCCCUCGUCUCCGCCCUCCAGAGGCUCGAAGGCUACGCUAAGUCCCGGGCUAGCAACCAAAGUGAAGAGGCAUCAGAGAUAUCAUUCGUUAUAUGACGGCUCAGACUACGGCGACGACUCGGAUUUAGAGGCAAAGGAAGGCAUAUCGCCAGCACUCGAGGCUCGAAUGGCGGCUAUCGAAAGUCUGGUCCGGAGAGGCACGGAGGAAAACGGUAGCACGACAGACGGUGUGGUAAAAAGAGUAGUAGAACAACUGCGUGAUCUUGGGAGUCAGAUUGGACUAGAGAACGGCGCAACAAGGUAUGCUGGUGGCUUGUGUUGCAGUCUCAGAGGAUAUACGAAGUUAACACCGCACAGAUUGAAAACCGCACAUGAUGCACUCACAACCCAUCUUACUCACCAGUCCCGUACACUCACCUCCUUAACCGCGUCCUUUUCUGGCCCACGCGCGAUAAUACCCGACCCCGAAGUCAUCGACGCACUUCUUCCGUUGAUCACCUCCACACUCGAACUUCUGCCUCACUCUCAACACGAACCCAUCAUGGCGCUUUCCCAACUCACCACUACUAACCGCGAGCUACUUGAAAACCUAUCCAACGUACAAGAUUCGCUACACAUGACACGCCAAACCACUGUAAAUGCUACCCGGCGCCUAAAGUCUUCAAAAGAUCAACUUGCCGAGUGGAAACGUGACCAGGAGUUGCGAGAAGCUGGGGUCGUAUGGAUCGAAAAAGGUGGCUGGGAAGAGAAGCUGAAGCAAAGACAGGCUAGACGCGAGUGUUCUGAUGUGGUCAAUGGGUUCGAAGAGGCCUGUGGAAUGUGGAGGCAAAAGCUCUGUGAAGGCUUGGGUGUGGCGAGUGCGUAA